This is a messenger RNA of Oryzias melastigma (Indian medaka), 4659 nucleotides long. RefSeq names its product pre-B-cell leukemia transcription factor 4 (gene pbx4). Gene Ontology annotation, cellular component: nucleus. Gene Ontology annotation, biological process: regulation of transcription by RNA polymerase II; brain development; embryonic organ development. Bases 596 to 1741 code for a protein of 381 amino acids. The transcript has 9 exons. Gene Ontology annotation, molecular function: RNA polymerase II cis-regulatory region sequence-specific DNA binding; DNA-binding transcription factor activity, RNA polymerase II-specific. The record is from RefSeq and is a predicted model, not a curated record. Lineage: Eukaryota; Metazoa; Chordata; Actinopteri; Beloniformes; Adrianichthyidae.
CCACUAGCUUGAGCUGCUGUGAGUUUAAUGGUAAACGCCACUCUCGCAGUAGAACAUCCCAUAUGCUCGCGUGACAUCAACAACAAUGGCAAACCGUUUUCUGUUUUCAUAGCGCUCCGGCAUUAGGUGCGAUCUGAAUUUGCAUAGUUGCGGCUACAAAUCGGUACGUUUAGUUUGAGAACGUGUAUUUUUUUCCAUGUGUUUGUAAUUUCCAGUUUCCUUUUUUCCCCCUCUCUCUCCCAAAAAUGUGCGAGGCGCUGUUGGCAAGCUCCCACAGUCCGUGCAUGUGUGUCCCUGCUGCUCGUCUGCUGGGCUAUUGCUACUAACCUAGCUGCUUUUCAGUCGGUGGAUAGCCAGCGCUAGCCUGGCCGCGUUCAUUGACUUAGGUAAAAAAAAGAAGAAAAGCGUGAAUGUAAAGCGUAUGCGUGCGACCUGUUUUAUGAAAACUCUUCUAAACUAACCGUUCGUUUUCGCUGUCGGGUAAGCUAAUAGGUGUUGUAUGAUUUGUCGUGGAAAAUACUUUGUUGGCUAGCUAACUGGCUAGCUAUUUGUGUGUAUUCUUCGACUGAGAAAAACGGCGAGUUUUCUUGAAAGUAUGGAUGAUCAGACCAGGAUGUUAACGGGUCUCACCGGACUCGGUGGACUACCGCAGCCCGAUGUUGGUGACCCAGACUCGGUCAGAAAACAGCAGUCCCUUGGUCAACCGCAACAAGACAUUGGGGAUAUUCUACAGCAAAUAAUGGCCAUCACCGACGAAAGCCUGGACGAAGCACAGGCCAGAUGCUGGCCAGAGGAAUCGCCGGCGCAUAGGGGUGGAUCAGACGACCCCACAGAGGGAGGGAGAGCAGGGGGGGGCAUGGCAGGGGGUGGCCUGCCACUCAACUUCCAGCACAGGAAGCAUGCCCUGAACUGUCACAGAAUGAAGCCAGCGCUUUUCAGCGUUCUUUGUGAGAUCAAAGAGAAGACUGUGCUGAGUAUACGUGGUGUGCAGGAGGAAGAUCCCCCAGAUCCUCAAAUCAUGCGCUUGGACAACAUGCUAUUAGCAGAAGGGGUGUCAGGACCAGAGAAGGGUGGAGGAUCAGCUGCGGCAGCAGCAGCAGCAGCGGCAGCAGGGGGCUCACCCACCGACAGCAGCAUCGAGCACUCCGACUACCGAGCCAAGCUCGCCCAGAUCCGUCAAAUAUAUCACUCUGAGCUGGAGAAAUAUGAACAGGCCUGCAGCGAGUUCACCAACCAUGUAAUGAACCUGCUGAGGGAGCAGUCUCGCACACGGCCCAUCUCUCCCAAGGAGAUUGAGCGCAUGGUGGCCAUAAUCCACCGCAAAUUCAGCUCCAUUCAGAUGCAGCUCAAACAGAGCACCUGUGAAGCCGUCAUGAUUUUACGCUCGCGCUUCCUUGAUGCCAGACGCAAAAGGCGCAACUUCAACAAGCAAGCUACAGAGGUGUUGAACGAAUAUUUCUACUCCCACUUGUCUAACCCCUACCCUAGUGAAGAAGCAAAAGAAGAACUGGCCAAAAAGUGUGGGAUCACAGUGUCUCAGGUCUCGAAUUGGUUUGGCAAUAAGAGAAUACGCUAUAAGAAGAACAUUGGAAAGUUCCAGGAAGAAGCAAAUCUCUACGCAGUUAAAACGGCGGUGGACGCUGCCAAUGUCUCGGCGCAGGCCAGCCAGGCCAACUCUCCAGCAACGCCCAACUCAGGUGGAUACCCUGCACCGUGCUACACACCUGACGGGCGGCUAUGAGGAGUUGUCGGGCAGUGGCCUGUUCACGCCUCAUCGCCUGGAUGCCAACAGCUGGCAGGACACCACCAACCCCUCCUCGGUUACCUCCCCUCCUGAUCCUCCCAACAGUGUCCACUCCGACACCUCCAACUGAUUUGGUGGCUCCCCCUGCCCUCAUUUUAAUCCCAAUCCAGUCUGCUAAGACGCCUAUGCUCUGCUCAUCUUCUGUUCACCUUUUCCUGAGUCAAGAAACCACACGAGGCUGCGUUCACACUUCAGAUGCUUCAGCUGCGCUGGAACAGGACAGCUGAACAUUGACAUGAAGGUUCUAGUCUAAUGGUUUUUUUUUUUUUAUUUUAGCCACAACAAAAAGGGGAACGGAGCUCACGGAUACUAAGAAGAAAUCCUAACCUCAAGGAUUUUUUAAACCACUGACCCAGCUGUGUAGAUCAUGAUGUCUGUACAUUAUGUGUAUAUGCACGUUAACUUUACUCUCACAGCUUGUUGAUGUGCUGUCGACCUCUACAUUCAACUCUUUGCUUGGGGAAGCUGUGCGAUUCCCUGUAAGGACUGAAGCCUCGGCGUCUUGACAGCCGACCUGUGGAUACCGAUCACCAGGGAGCUCUGCUCACCCUGCUUGUACCAAAGUGCUGCCCGCCCCCCCCCGUUCCUCCGAGAUCACCCUCUGCCAACUUAAUACAAGACACUUGCAUCUUCUCGUCCUUUCAGCUUGACGUUUCCCCUCUGUUGGGAUCUCAAACGGAACGACUGAAAUGCACAAAGGUGCAUGCAGAAACCGCCCAUAUCACCCAACUCUAAACUUUUCAGCUUUUUUUAAGAGCGAGCUGACAUGACAAGUGUGUCAAGCACAAAUGUUAGCAUCCUUAAUAUAGGUUUUGUACAAAGGUAGUGAAGGGGAACACUAUUUGAAACCAAGUGAGAUUGGGGCUGAUGAGACGAGGCCAUCUUUGACUGGAUGUAACUAACAGCCCCUUCUGUUGCUAACCAAUAGAGGGUGUUAAUAGUUUGCUUGUAUACUUUACUUCUUGCUUUCUGUCGACUAGUUUGUUUGAUUGUAGGCUAUUUUCUAAUGCUGUUUCACCAAGAAUGCACCAGCCACCACCAAAAAGUAGCUCAACAAAGCAUCGAAAUGAAGAAAGUUUAAGCUUGUGGGGCGCCGAUGUGUUACUGGGGCAACACGACAUGAGUUUAGAAAUGUAACGGUCUUCCAUGCAUGUAGGACUUUUUAGGUGUGCUAUUGUUUUCAUUUAACCUUCCGAGUUUUUAAGCAUCAUUUUGAACAAAAAGCAAAGGGUAUAAUUAUCACAGUCAGACCAAAAAAUGAAAACGUGCAUCAUGUAUUGCUAUAAUGUGUGUGUCUCUGUGUGAGCGUGUCUACAGUGUUCUCGGGAUGUCUUAGUCAAACUCGCUGGUGCCCGUGUGGACUUUCUGAGCAUUAUAAAGACUGGGGGGGACUCCACCAGCCAGCGACGCAGGAGCUGGGGUUCAACUGAGAUUUUCCUCGUCAUCCUUGGUACAUUUUUAAGUUUGUCUGCCUGAGGCAACACACGACAACCUAUCGUACCAAAACCAAAAAUACCAACAUAGCAACAUAAUAAUGCUACUCUUUCUCUCCCUAAAGUUGGUGCACAGCCAUCGUUUUAAGUCUGAGAAGAGAAUUGUAUUUGUAUGCGUGUCUCUCUUUGUAGUGUUGUCGUGCCUCAAGUUAGUCAUUUUGAGGCGUUUUGUUAUGGAGCUUCAUCGGGGGGUGGAGUGAACGCUUUCAUCACACCCAUGUUUAUAUUGGGAGUAUGGACAGAUCGCUCUCUUUUACUCAUUUAAUACCUUCUAGUAAAAAAAAACUUUUUUUUUUUUAGUUAUUUGGCCAAUCGGGCAAGGGCUUCUCCCUCCUCACCAAAAGAAUAAAGAGGCAGCACUGGGAAAUCUAGUGUUUCUGACAAACCCUUCCAACCAUUUUAUACAUUAACUUAUGUGAAUAAUUUUGAUAGUAAGGUAAGCCUUAUCCAGAUAAUGUCAUUUAAGACUUUAUUGAACUAUGUUACAGAACAAAACCUGAUCUUUAAUAAUCAGGUGUGAUAUCCCACAUCUAAUGACCUGUUUUGUUACUCAUUUCAUAUCAUUGCCACACCAAACUGUCAAGCCCCGCCCCUUUUUCUACCUGUUGUAAUGGAUGUCACUGUACAGUUUGUGUAAUGUUUUAGUAUUUUUUUUUCUUUUUCAUUUUAUAAACAUUGUUUGGAGAUGCCAGUUUUAUUUUGGCCUUUAUCUAACAGGAUUCACAAUAAUUAUGGAUUUUUGAUGUUAUUUAGGUCUUUGGUUGCGAUGGAAGAUUUACAAAAGCUGCGUUUGAUGCUGUGGAACUGCACUUGUUCAUUCUUGUCUGCGUUCCUCACAUUUACUGAUACUGAUCUGUUUUAUGAGAAAACAUCUCAUUUGUAAAGACCUGAAGAUCCUCCUGGGAAAUGUAAAUGCCAACAUCCACCCUGCAGAGCUGUACUUUAACACUGAACAGUGUUUGGAUACUUUGAGUAACUUCCACAGCAUCAAAUGGAUUUGUAAACCUUUACUUUCUUUGGUUUUUUUUCUAUUAGUAUAUUUGUAUCGCUCCUCUUUUCCUUGUAUUUACCCCUCUACCUCUGUCUUUCCAUUUCUCUUGUAUAUAACCCCACUGUUUUCAGACUUGUGAGUCUGUAUGAACUCCUUUUAUACCUCAACUUUAGAAUUGUUCUAGAAAGAGUAAAACAAAACGGAACAAUAUAAAAAUUGUAGUGUUCUUAUUAGAAAAAUUAAUAAAAAAAAUAUUUAGUGUGACUUUUCAGUAUUUGAUUUCAGACUUUAGGAGUGUUUCACUUUUUUUAAGUUUGUCACAAAUGCUCUUGUGAUAGUCAAAUGUAAUAAAAAGAGAGAUUGCACCAUCA